AUGGGGCCACCGCUCCCCCUCGCUCUGCUCGCUGCCGCCGCCACCGUUGCCGCUGCCUCCGGCUCCACCAGGUCCCCAGGUUCGUUCCGGGUGCAGGUUCGGCCCCAGCAGGUGUCCGUGCAGCCAGGAGGUUCCGUGUGGCUCAACUGUAGCACGAGCUGUCCACGGCCAGACGGUGGGGAGGUCCGGACGGAGCUGUCCCGGGGCCGGACAGAGCGGGGCCCCGGCUGGCUGGCCUUCCAGCUGCAGGACGUGAGGGCCUGGAGCUCCGAGCCCCGCUGCACCUUCCGCUGCGCCGGGGUGACCCGGGAGGCCGUGGCCAGGGUCUACACUUACCAGGCCCCACGCCACGUGCUCUUGGAGCCGCCGUCCCCCUUCGAAGACGGCGCCAAGUUCAGGCUGCGCUGCCACGUGACGCGAGUAUUUCCCGUGGGGUUCCUGACCGUGAUUCUGCGGGCCGGGGGGCGCUCCCUGUUUGUGGACCACCUGGUGGACCACCGCCGCCCGGAGCCCGCCAACGUGACAGUGACCCACGAGCUCCGGGCUCGGCUCCGGGACCACGGCCUACCCGUCACCUGCCAUGCCCGGCUGGACCUCGGCGGCCAGGUGGUGGGCCGCAGCUCAGAGCCCGUGGUGUUGCGGGUCCAAGGGAGCCGGAAGGCUAAGUUGGUGUCCUGGGCAUCGAUCGGUGCUCUGGUCACCCUCCUGCUCCUCGGCUGCAUGUUUCUGUCCGGACGGCACCUGGCUCAAGGACCUCUGAUCCCCGCCGCCGCGGGGGUCCGGGGGGGAGAGGGGAGCGCAAGGCGGUCUCGGUCAGCCGAGGGGACGGACGAAGGCGGCGAGGGGGCGGGGAGCCGGGGGACCGACAGGGCGGGCUUUCCGGAUUGGUUCCGCUCCGGGAGCGCGGCCCCUUUAAUUGGUCCCCUCUCGAGCGGAGAAUAG
This is a messenger RNA of Tachyglossus aculeatus (Australian echidna), 942 nucleotides long. It is a transcript of the gene ICAM4, whose product is annotated as intercellular adhesion molecule 4 (Landsteiner-Wiener blood group). Gene Ontology annotation, cellular component: membrane. Bases 1 to 942 code for a protein of 313 amino acids. The record is from RefSeq and is a predicted model, not a curated record. The transcript is spliced from 6 exons. Gene Ontology annotation, molecular function: integrin binding. Lineage: Eukaryota; Metazoa; Chordata; Mammalia; Monotremata; Tachyglossidae. Gene Ontology annotation, biological process: cell-cell adhesion.